Molecule: messenger RNA, 911 nt
Organism: Dermacentor silvarum
Lineage: Eukaryota; Metazoa; Arthropoda; Arachnida; Ixodida; Ixodidae
Exons: 1
Coding region: 162-797 (211 amino acids)
Source: RefSeq, a predicted model, not a curated record
CCAAGUUGAGCCCUCUGUUCUGAUAAUCUUCGGCCAGUUUGUUCGCGUUCCUCGUUAUCUUCCCGGGCAUCGUUAUCGUAGCUCCAUGCACGCGUGGUUCCCUGUUUCGGUCGGCAGUCCCCGAACGGUGAGCAUCAGUUGCAUGCGAAGACUGCCGCGCCAUGGCGAGCAGCCCAGCGUCCUUCUGUCCCGAGUGCCAGGCCCCCAUGGCCAACAGCGCGGCCGUCGCGUCGCACUGCCAGCGCGUGCACCGGGACGUGCACACGGUCGCCCGUUGCUGCGGCCAGCUGUUCUUCUCGCGGGGCUCGUACGCGAGCCACUGCGGCUCCCGCCACCCGCACGCGUUCGUGUGCGCCCAGUGCAAGGCGAGCUUCGACAGCGGCGCGCAGCUCAAGAGCCACCAGACGGCCUUCGUCAAGACGUACACGUGCCCCAUGUGCGGCCGGCGCGAGCCCAAGCUGGCCAAGCUGACGGGCCACGUGGAGCGCGCGCACGCCGUCAUCCUCGACCAGCGCUACGUGCUCGUCGACGUGCGGCCGCGUCGACAAGCGGGCGCCGAGAAGCGGCGCAGCGUGAUGCUCAAGCUGCUGCGCACGGUGGUGCCCUGCUGCGGGCCUCGGCCGCUGUUCCUCGGCGCCGCCCUGGAGCGCUCGUACACGUGCGGCUUCGGCAGCGAGGACGCGUACCGCGAGCCGUUCGUCGACGCGCUCUGCGAACCGGCGGACGACGCGGCCCGUGCCAGCCUCGAGGAGACCGGCGAGAGCGCCGUACGCUUCUUCGGUCCGGUGCACCCCUGAUACGGCUUUUCACUGCGUGUCUUCGCUAACAAAAGGCACGCCGCGUUAUAUAAAUAUUUUGUCUUCGUCACAAUUCUGUGACCAUCGUGACGUGCUCUACAGUAGCCAAUAAAA